CGGUCACGAAGCGUGAGAAGCGGUGACGAAAGCAAUAGUUCUCGGGCUUCUCCGUCACUGCCCGAGCCAAUAACGCACCAGCCUGCUUCUGUUCCCGACGUCCAUCGUGGUGAUUCUGUAGCGGAAGGCCACAAUGACACAGCUUACCACUCUGACCCUGGGCGACAAAGAGACAUUGAAGAGGAGCGAAGUGGAGCUGAGAUAUCCUCCGCGGCGACAGGUCAAGGGACCGUUAAUUCUGACUGCCUUUUCUAUCUUGAAGCCCAUCCAGAGGCAUAUUCUCCUCCGUUCUGCUCCGCCAGUCAACAUCUCCCAGCAGGACAGCGACUAUCUCAAGCAAAAGGGCGUUUUUAACCUUCCUCAACAGAGCUCGCGUAGAGAGAUACUUCGAGCCUAUUUCCAUCAUGUGCAUCCGAUUUUACCUAUACUAGAUGUUGGCAUACUCCAAAAUCUUCACGAACCUGUCUAUGUUUCUUCAUCCGACUUGCUCCUCUUUUGGAGCAUGGCCUCGGUGGCAGUCAACUUUGUUCCGAGUAGCGUUUGGCAGCUUGAAGGUUUUGGCUCUUGUAAGGAAAUGAAAGCUACAGCUUAUGAACAUGCCAAGUGUGUCUACAACAACGGCGGCGUAAUCCAUCAAGAACAUCUCCUACAAUCCGCUCUACUCCUAUCCUUCUGGCAUUCUGACAGGGACAGACUCUCACAACCAUGGUACUGGAGUGGAGUUGCAGUCAGCUUGUGCCAGAUCAUCGGGCUACAUCGAAAUCCAGAUUCGGUGAGGCUGAAUCCGUUGAUCAAUCCUCAUCGCCGUCGCAUGUGGCGCCGCCUCUGGGGAGGCUGUUUAUUUCGAGAUCGAUGGCUGAGCAUGACACUGGGGCGACCCAUGAGAAUCCGUCUUGGUGACUGCGACAUGCCUUUUCCCACUGUCGAGGAUUUGCUGGGCGAUGUCGCCGAAAUUCCAUCCUCGCUGAGAGACGCUUAUCUUCCACAGGAUCUCGGUCGACUGGCCAAGUAUUGGCCGGUUCUCUUACAGCUGAGCAGACUUCUAGGCGACGUCACCAUGUUGUGCUAUCAACAAAAUACCCCUACACCGAGCCUGGAGCAGUGCGAGUGUCUAGAAGCAGAGCUCUCGCAACACUGCAUUCCUGAUGUGAACAACGGCGAAGAGAGCCGGCUGGAGAGGUUUUACUACUAUCACGCACAAUUACACUACCAAGCGCUUUUGAUCACUUUCUAUCGUCCCUGCGUGUCAAUGACGCCCAAAGACCUUCAACCACCGGCCCAAGGCCCAUGGCAGAACCGCAUGCGAACUCGACUCGCAUCGGCAGCAGCCUCCACCAAUGCUAUCCUUGACAGCAUAGUACGCGAAGAGCUUGUCAGUUUGGCGUGCCCCAUGACUCCCCCACUCUUGGUACCGGCUAUGCAUGUUCAUCUUCUCGACUGCAAAUCCCAAAACCCCCUCACUCGGAAACUGGGAUUCAACAAAAUCGAGUUCUGCAUGGAAGUAAUGAGAGAGCUUCAAAAGACCUACACCUCAGCGUCUGUCUUUUGCGGCAUCUUUGGGGAAGCAAUACGCCAGUUAUCACCUGUCUAUCCGGAUCAAUCUGGCGUGGCCAGGUCCCAAACAGCGAUUCAGGCAUCUAAUUCGAUGCAAAACGAUGAUGGCGGGCUCAUGGCAGGCCCUCCAAAUUCCGACUCGAUAUUGAUCAGUGAUGAUCUACUAGCAAGCCUGUUGAAUGAGGGAUCGGGGUACAACCUAUGGGAGUCGAUAAACAUGAUGGAACAGCCAUUUGAUUUCAGGGAUGAACCAGCAUAA
Molecule: messenger RNA, 1813 nt
Organism: Fusarium keratoplasticum
Lineage: Eukaryota; Fungi; Ascomycota; Sordariomycetes; Hypocreales; Nectriaceae
Product: Zn(2)-C6 fungal-type domain-containing protein
Exons: 6
Coding region: 134-1813 (559 amino acids)
Biological process (GO): DNA-templated transcription
Molecular function (GO): DNA binding; zinc ion binding
Source: RefSeq, a predicted model, not a curated record